CUGGGUUUGAGAGAGAACCCAGAUCUGGGUUUGCAGAGUUAAGGGAAAAGGCAAGGUAAAGGAGAAAGAGUGAAAGAGGAAGACAAGAUGAAUCGGAUGAAAAAAUAUAUAUCAUUAAUUUUAAAUAAAUAAAAAAUGCCAACUCAUAAAAAAAAUUAGCCAACUAUGUUUUUUUUUUUUUCCAUGUCAUUGAUUAAAAAAGAAAAGAAUUGAUUUGCUGUCAUUUUAACGAGCCACUUGGCAUUUAACUGACGGAAGGACCAUUUUGGUACCAAAAAUGAAAGUUUAAGGAUAAUUUUGGUACUUUUUAAAGGUGAAGGACAAUUUUAGUACCAAAGUGAUAAGUUGAGGGACUAAAAUGUUUGGAUUCAUUCUUGAGUCUAACGAGAUUUAGACUAACCUACCUUUAUUCACACUGCGUCAGUUGGUAUCAGAGCAGGAACACAUAAUCUUGGUAUCAUGGCCGACGGGUUUGGAGGAAAUCAUCUUGAUGUCGUCGGAGAAGGGAUGAAGAUGGUUGCAGAUCUGGAGCGUCGAUUUGAAAGGUGGCUCACAAAGAUAAAAAGGAGUCUCGAUGAGAUCCAUGCAAGUUUGCGCACUCUUGCAGUGGAUCCCAAUAGGAGGCCGGAGGUGGCAAGGGAUGCUAACCAAGAUGUUGCUCGAGAGCGCCUUGUUGAUCAACAUCAUCCUAUUAAUUGGAGAUUACAUGCUUAUGACCAUUCGAGUGAUGAUGAUUUUUAUAUAGCCCAACAAGUGGUGAACCGUGGGAACCCAAGGAAUGCCAGGGGACGUGGACGCGGCUCUGUUAGAAGGUUCGGAAGUGGCCAUGGAGAAGGGUAUCGAGAGAAUCACUAUGAACCAGAAGACUUCCGUCUAAAGGUAGAUCUUCCUACUUUUGAUGAUUCUCUUGAUAUUUAGGGAGUUUUAGAUUGGUUGUGAGAAGUAGAUCGAUUCUUUGAUUACAUGGACACCCGAGAAGAGAAGAAAGUAAAGUUGGUAGCAUAUC
Molecule: messenger RNA, 1006 nt
Organism: Rubroshorea leprosula
Lineage: Eukaryota; Viridiplantae; Streptophyta; Magnoliopsida; Malvales; Dipterocarpaceae
Source: the annotation of a GenBank genome assembly